Molecule: messenger RNA, 4176 nt
Organism: Culex pipiens pallens (northern house mosquito)
Lineage: Eukaryota; Metazoa; Arthropoda; Insecta; Diptera; Culicidae
Product: anoctamin-4
Exons: 8
Coding region: 480-3806 (1108 amino acids)
Biological process (GO): chloride transmembrane transport
Cellular component (GO): plasma membrane
Molecular function (GO): chloride channel activity; protein dimerization activity
Source: RefSeq, a predicted model, not a curated record
AGCUGCAAAGCUGCGAUCUGUCAGUGCGUUUAAGGGGAACCGGGACUAGUUGCCGCAGUGUAGCAAAGUGAGCUUCCCCUUAAGCAGGAAUAUCAAAGUGACAGAGGUCAGGGAAGUUUGUGUGCAAAUUUGUGCCAACCAACCCCGUGGAUGUGCAAAUAUUUGCGAAAUAGUUCGCGCUUAGUAGCUGUGACUAGUGGGGGGGCAGUUUAAGCAGCUAGUUGAAAGUGUGUAAAUUGUUUAAUGUGCGGCGAUGAGCAGACGCAGAAAAAAGAGACGGAAAAAAGUUUAGUUUUGUGAUAGUGCAAGGAUGAUGAUGGGUGAAAUAUGAUAGCCACGAUUAAGUAGAGUGAGGAAGCAACAAUUAGAAAAGUAACGAAAAAGUAAGAGAAGCAAAGUGAAACAAGUUAAAAGGAAGAGAGUGAAAGAUUGAAAAGUGUAAAACAAAAAAAAAACAGCUGAAUAAACCAAAGCAAGCCAUGCGGAGCGUGUAUCGGCAAGUGAGCCAACGCGACGACGAUGCCACGCCGGAAUCGCGCGUGUUCGAUCUGAGCGACUUCCAGGACGUGGUUCCCACCCCGGCGGAACCGGACCCCGAUCCGAAUCGACCCGCUCGGCUGUCCACGGCCCGUCCCCUCCUGACCUCGACCGGCAGCUGCGAGUACUUUGACCUGGGCGGCGACAUGGACGAACGGGACAGCAUCUACCUGGACGCGGUCUCGAUCGGGUCGGACGGGGCCAACGGCGGCCGCAAGUCGCUGUAUCUGUCCCGCCAGACGGUGUACCACUCGGCGGAGGAACUUCCCACGGAUGGGACGUUGGGGCGGACGCGUGCCAUCACGGAAUCGAUGCUGAACGAUUCGAGGGCGAACGGGGGAUUGGCGAAUCUGCCGUACGAGGGACGGCCCACGAAUGGUGGCGGUGGGAUCCUGAAGCGACCCGGGCUGACCACCCAGUACCGGCCAGAGGUAGAAUACGGGAAUGAAGAGGAAGACGAAUCACUUUUGACCAAUAGCACCACCUCCACAAACACUAAUCAUGACCAUCAUCGUAAGCAUGAGCCCAGACAGAUAGUUACAUAUUCGCUGUGGAAAUCGAGGACAUGGAACCGCUUCCAGGACGGCAAGCGCGUCGUCGACUUUGUGCUCGCCUUCAACGGGCACCUCCAGAACGACGAAGAAGCCGACCGAAAGCGAAAAAUCUUCCAGGAAAAUCUGAUCCGCGAGGGGCUGGAAAUCGAACCGGAAACGACCCAGCGGAUUCACUUUAUCAAAAUCCACGUCCCGCCCGAGGUGGUCUCGCGGUACUGCGAGCACAUGAAGAUUAUGAUGCCGAUCGUGAAGCUGAAGGACCAGGAGAACAUCAUCACGGAGGAGUUUUCGAUUGGGGGGUCGUUGGUGCGGUUCUUCCGGCGGCCAAUGUUCCGCUUUGUGAUUAUCGAUCGGGACAAGUUCCGGAAGCGGGAGUACCGGCUGUUGCACGAGUACUCGAGGGAGAAGUGCUAUUUGUUUGAUGCGGAUGCGCCGGACUUUUUUACGCCGAGCAUUCGGAUUGCGGUGGCGCAUUUUAUUCUGGAGAGGGCGCGGUUCGGGUUGGAGGACGAGAAGUACGAUAUCGGGCUGAGGAAGCUGUUGAAUGAUCAGGUCUACCUCGACGCCUAUCCCCUGCACGACGGCAGCCCCGACCUCCCCGAGCUCGAGUGCCAGCGCACCCUCCUCCUCGAAGAGUGGGCCUCCGUCAUCCGGUGGAUCAAACACCAGCCGCUGGACCACAUCAAGGAGUAUUUCGGCGUUAAAAUCGCCAUGUACUUUGCCUGGCUCGGCUUCUACACCCACAUGCUGAUUUCCGCCUCGAUCGUGGGCCUCCUUUGCUUCUUCUACGGACUUCUCACCUUCCGGGAGAACCGCAUCAGCCAGGAGAUUUGCCAGGACAACACGACGGUGAUGUGUCCGACGUGCGACGCCAAGUGCGACUACUGGAUGCUGAACGACGCCUGCACGUACUCGCACAUUUCGCACAUUUUCGACAACAACUUCACGAUCGUGUUUGCCGUUUUCAUGUCGAUUUGGGCCACCAUGUACCUGGAGCUGUGGAAGCGCUACUCGUCCGACAUUCAGCACCGGUGGGGCGUCACGGACUAUUGUUUGCUGGCGGAGCCGCCCCGGCCGCAGUAUCUGGCCCGGCUCAAGGACACCAAGAAGACGUUUUUCAACAUUGUGACCGGGGCGCAGGAGCCGUCGCCGCCGUUUUGGACCAAAAAACUGCCCAGCAUGCUGUACAGCUACUCCAUCAUUUCGCUGUUUAUCGUCCUCGCCCUGUCCGCCGUCUUCGGCAUCGUCAUCUACCGCAUGUCCCUGAUGACGACGCGCAACAUCUACGGCAAUCCGGACGACGCCACCACCAAGCUGCUCCUCUUCUCCGGCACGACCGCCGUCAUCAAUCUGAUGGUGUCAACUGUUCUCAACUACGCGUACGAUUACGUCGCCGUUUACAUGACCGACAUCGAGUACCGGCGGACCCAGUCCGAGUACAACGAGAGCUUGAACCUGAAGAUCUACCUGUUUCAGUUCAUCAACUACUACAGCUCGAUCUUUUACAUUGCGUUUAUUAAGGGCAAGUUCCCGGGCUAUCCGGCGAAAUAUAACCGGAUUUUGUCGUUCCGGCAGGAGGAGUGCAGCCAGGGCGGAUGUUUGGUCGAGUUGUGCAUCCAGCUGGCCAUCAUUAUGGUGGGCAAGCAGGUCAUUGCGCUGAUUUUGGAGAUUAUGUUGCCGUUUUGCUGGCAAAAGUUGAAGGAAUUUCGCAGCGUGCUUGGGCUGGCGACGGAGGACGCGGACAACAAGGGACCCGGCGGGGAGCAGCUGAUUUGCUGCAACCAGUGGACCAAGGACUUUAAUCUGCUCAGCUGGCACGAUCGGAGUCUGUUCGAGGAGUAUCUUAAGAUGAUCAUCCAGUACGGCUUCAUCACGAUCUUUGUGGUGGCGUUUCCGCUGGGGCCGUUGUUUGCGCUGCUGAACAACGUGUUUGAGACGCGGCUGGACGCGAAAAAGUUCCUGCUGUACUAUAAGCGGUCGGUGCCGCGGCGGGUGCGCGACAUCGGCAUCUGGUACAACGUGAUGCACGUGCUCGGCAAGAUUGCGGUCAUCUCGAGUGCCUUCAUCAUCGCCUUCUCGUCGGACUUUAUCCCGCGGCUGUACUACAAGUACCUGCUCAACGAGGACCGCACCGAGGCCGGCUUCGUGCAGCACACGCUGGCCAUCUUCAACGUGAGCGACUUUGAAGAGGGCGCCGCACCGCGCUUCUCCAAGUUUACGAACGUCACCCAGUGCCGCUACCAGGAGUACCGUAAUCCUCCGGACCAUCCGGACCGCCCCUACAAACGUCCCCUCUUCUACUGGCACAUGUUGGCGCUUCGGUUGGCCUUCGUGGUGAUUUACCAGAACGUGGUCAGCUUCGUGCAGAUUGUGGUGGCGUGGGCCAUUCCGGACGUGCCGGGCCGGCUGCAGGACCAGAUCAAGCGCGAGCAGUACUUGAUGAACGAGUACAUCAUCAAGCAGGAGAAGCGGCUGACGGAUCGGCGGAAGGGGGGUGGAGGCGGGGUGGGGCGAAACGGGACGCUGACGCGGCAGCAGAGCAGUUUGGACGAUUACGGGACGGCGAGCUUGCUGGAGGAGGAGGAGGCGACGAUUCGGGUGGAGGAGGAAAAGUUUGGGGCGCCACCGAGGAGGAGGAAUGCCGGGGGAGGACAGACGACGGCGGACAUUAACGAGCGCUUUAAAGAGUGCGAAAUUGUCACGUCGAGGGUUUGAGGAGGAGCUCGACAAAAAGAACGAAACCAAAACCGUACUGAUAUGCCUUCUUUCUACAUUUUUAUGUUUUUUUCACUCUGUUGUUAAGAGGUGUUAGAGUUACUUUCUACUUUCAGUGUUAGGUUUAAAAGAUGUUCACUCUCACUCGAAAAAGAAUCAACGCAACAACCGAAAAGAAAUCAUAUUUAUUAACGUUUAACGUGGAGGUUAAGAACAAGAAAAAUGCCAACAAACGACUCUUUUUUAAGCAUGAAGAACAACUAGACAAAAACCAUCAAGCAUUGUUACACACUUUACACAAAAAAAAACAAGCACACACAAAAGAGAAGCAGAAAUUUCAUUCACACCGAAAACAAAUACACCUAUUUAU